AUGAACGAGGACUCCGCGGUGACGGAGAUCCACCGCAAGAUCGAGCGGGAAAAGGCUAUUAUCAAUGCCGCCAAUAUGCUACGGCAGGCUACAAACAAUGCCUCCGUGAUAUCAAGAGGCGACUCCCAGAUCCGUGAUGCUCAGCGCAAUAUUCAGUACUUCGAGCAGAGGUUACAAGAGUUGCAAACGCGGAAAGCCACGAGUAGUAUGAAUAAUAUGUCCAUGUCUGGGAAUGGUGGACCACCUCCUCCACAACAUGGUGUGCCUGGUGGUGGAAGAACUGGAGGAGGCAUGAACAAUGAGAGAGGCUAUACUGGUGGAGGGCAGGGCGAUUAUGGCAACCCUGGACCUGGUGGAUAUAGUAUGGGUGGAGCACCCGGUCUUAUGCCCCCAAGCCGACCGUAUGCCCCCCCUGGCCCUGGUGAUCGCUCCCCACGUAUACGACCAAAUUACAGUAAGCUGGAUUUGAUCAAGUACGAUACAGCACAUCUCGGACCACGGAUCCAACUCAUGCUUUCGCAAUUGGAAUUCAAGCUGAGCGUGGAGAAGCAAUACAAAGAUGGUAUCGAGAAGAUGGUUCGGCUGUAUCAGAUAGAGAAAGAUCGCAAGAGUCAAGCUGAUGCUGAAGGAAGGCGGAUCGAGUCAAACCAGAAGAUCCAGCUUCUUACUAGGGCGUUGAGACGGUAUGAAGACUUACAUGUGGAUGUUGAGAACUCGGCAGAUGCGGCGGACGAUGAGAGUAUGGACUCGCCGAGUCAGAGGAAGCCACUUACUGGUCGCCUGCAUGUGAGGAUCAAUGCUGUCGCUGAUGUGGAGCAUGCUUCUACUGGCCGCUUCACCCGCGGACCGGAGACAUUCGUCAUCAUGAAGGUGGAGGAUGCUUUCAAAGGCCGAACACGAGCUACGAGGACGGAUCGAUGGACAGACGAGGUCCACGAGUUCGAUUGUGACAAGGCGAACGAGGUCGAGUUCACGGUAUACGACAAGUCAGGCGAACAUCCUGUCCCGAUAGGUUUGCUUUGGAUUCGACUGUCGGACUUGGUUGACGAGAUUCGACGUAAGAGGGUGGAAGCUGAGUUCAACCAAGCUGGUUGGAUUACUGCGGACAAGAUGGAUGGGACGCAGACGAGGCCAGACCUGCAAUUUUCGGCGCCACCGACUGCGUCGAACGCACAAGGCGGUGCUGGAGGUACUGCGGCGGCGGCUGGUGGGCCACCUGGUUCUGGACUUGCACCGCAGACUGGACCAAUCUAUGUCGAUGCUUGGUUCUCCCUGGAGCCAGUAGGCCGGAUCCAACUCUCCCUCGGCUUCGUCAAACAGACCAAAGAACGUCGCGGCUUCGAUGUAGGUCUCAACCGGAAAGGUGCCGUCAGGCAAAAGAAGGACGAUAUUGUGGAGCAGUAUGGCCACAAAUUCGCGAUACAAACCUUUUACAACAUCAUGCGCUGCGCCCUCUGCGGCGACUUCCUCAAGUACACGGCUGGUAUGCAGUGUGGAGACUGCAAGUAUACGUGUCAUAAGAGCUGCUAUCCCAAAGUCGUGACAAAGUGUAUCAGCAAAUCUACGGAUCCGGACGAGGAGAGGAUCAACCAUCGCAUCCCACACAGGUUCGAGGCGUUCUCGAACAUGGGCGCCAAUUGGUGUUGCCAUUGUGGAUAUAUGCUUCCUCUUGGUCGGAAGCAAUCGAGGAAGUGCUCGGAGUGCAAGUUGACGUGCCAUUCCAAUUGUGUGCACUUCAUGCCUGAUUUCUGUGGUAUGAGUAUGGAGGCGGCGAAUCAGAUCUUAGCGGAGAUGAAGCUGGCGAAGAACAAGCCGCUCCCUGCAUCUUCGCGCAUGAUGGGUAAUAGCAGUAAGCUGAGGCCUCCUUCAUCGACCACGCCACGACCUGCUCCACAGGCCAACCAGAGCUUUGCAGUUGCGCCGAAUCAUCAGGAUCAAACUGCGCAGAACAAUGCUAGACAAGAGAGCGAUAGGUUCUCUUACGGUGACAAGAGGAUUUCAGAUCAGUAUAAUGAGCCGCCUCCUCGGACAAGCUCGUUUGGUCCUGGCGCGGAGCAGUCAGUAGAUGCUGCCAAAGCUUCCAUGGUUAACACUCCAUCUACCCUUCAAGGCUCGAAUAGGCCGCCGACACAUCGGUCACAAUCUUCGCAGAACCAAGCCACGUCAGAAGCGGCAAAAGCAGCGAAUGCAGCAAUGGCUAAGGGCCCAUCUAGUCCACAGGACUCACAUCGACCGGGCUAUAAUCGAGGGUCGACAGAAUCUGGACAAUCAAGUUUGCGUCCUAGUAGUGGUUAUGCCGAUGGAUAUGAAGGUGGCAGCAGCUACGGACAGAAACGGAAAUCGCAAGCUCCUCCUCCUGGCCAGCCGGCUUACGAUCCUUCUGUAUACCCACCAUUGAGCGGCUACCCGCCUCAGCCAAAUUCGCCUAUGCAGCAACAGCCUCCUGUUUCUGCACCGCCGGCACGAUCUCCAUACCAGCCGAUCGCGGCGGUACCGGUACCACAGAUUAAGCCUCCAUCCCAAACACCACUACCUCAGCAGCAAGUAGCACCAUCGCAGCCACCGCCCACCAUCACACAACCUGUGGCGGAAGCGCGGCCCUCUGCACCACCUGCUAGUACGCCAGGUACUGGUCGCAGAAUAGGUCUGGAUCAUUUCAACUUCCUCGCUGUCCUCGGUAAAGGCAACUUCGGCAAAGUCAUGCUCGCCGAAACGAAAUCCAGCAAACAACUCUACGCCAUCAAAGUGCUCAAAAAGGAAUUCAUCAUCGAAAAUGACGAAGUCGAGAGCGUACGAUCUGAGAAACGUGUCCUGCUCAUCGCAAACAAGGAGCGUCAUCCCUUUCUUCUCAGUCUCCACGCUUGCUUCCAGACUGAGACUCGUGUCUAUUUCGUCAUGGAGUACAUAGCGGGAGGCGAUUUGAUGCUGCAUAUUCAACGCGGGCAAUUCGGCACCAAGAGAGCUCAAUUCUACGCUGCUGAGGUAUGCCUGGCACUGAAGUAUUUCCACGAGAACGGUGUGAUCUACCGCGAUCUGAAACUCGACAAUAUCAUGCUCGGACUGGACGGCCAUGUCAAGAUUGCCGAUUAUGGUCUCUGUAAAGAAGACAUGUGGUACGGUUCCACCACCUCGACCUUCUGCGGCACACCCGAAUUCAUGGCCCCGGAGAUCCUACUAGAUAAGAAGUACGGCCGCGCAGUAGACUGGUGGGCCUUCGGCGUCCUCAUCUACCAAAUGCUCCUCCAACAAUCCCCCUUCCGCGGCGACGACGAAGACGAAAUCUACGACGCGAUCUUGGCCGACGAGCCGCUGUACCCGAUACACAUGCCGCGUGACAGCGUCUCGAUCCUGCAGAAGCUGUUGACACGAGAGCCCGAGAUGAGGUUGGGAAGUGGGCCCACGGAUGCGCAGGAGAUCAUGUCGCAUGCUUUCUUCCGCAAUAUUAAUUGGGAGGAUAUUUAUGCCAAGAAGAUCCCGGCGCCGUUCAUUCCGACGGUCAAGGGGAGGGCGGAUACGAGUAAUUUCGAUUCGGAAUUUACUGAUGUUACUCCCGUGCUUACGCCGGUGCAGAGUGUGCUCACGCAAGCUAUGCAAGAAGAGUUCCGAGGCUUCUCGUACUCGGCGGACUUUGCUUGA
Messenger RNA from Recurvomyces mirabilis, 3636 nucleotides. RefSeq names its product Serine/threonine kinase. Lineage: Eukaryota; Fungi; Ascomycota; Dothideomycetes; Mycosphaerellales; Teratosphaeriaceae. Bases 1 to 3636 code for a protein of 1211 amino acids. Gene Ontology annotation, molecular function: ATP binding; diacylglycerol-dependent serine/threonine kinase activity. The transcript is spliced from 2 exons. Gene Ontology annotation, cellular component: cytoplasm; nucleus. Gene Ontology annotation, biological process: protein phosphorylation; signal transduction; fungal-type cell wall biogenesis. The record is from RefSeq and is a predicted model, not a curated record.